CACAAAUCCACACAGAACUUUAUACAUUGUGCACCCUAACCCUAAGGAGUACAUAAACCACCCGCAUUGCAUCAUCCAUCUGCACUCUGCAGUGCUUUGCCCCACACUGCGCCGAUGCCUCGGAAGGAGCUAUCGGAGCUCAACCUCUUUCGCCGAAGACGCGCCGCACAAAUCGCUCGUCAACACCGGCCAGGACGAACCAGGGAUACACGCUUAAUAUGCUAGACGACAUCUCAAUUCGUAUUCCGACUCCCUGCUGAGGCCCACCCGUUCCGACGACGCCAGUGCCCCUUUUCAAUCCCGCAAAAAUCGCGCGGCAUCGGAGCGUCAUAGAAGAGCACCUUGCUGUCCUCUUCGCUGAGAAAAUGCCCCUUUCCUCCUCCUCACAAUGGCUCCGCAACCAGGCAUCAUGAUGGCGGCGAGCUUACACCGGGCCAGACUGGCCCCUCUAGUCUACUCGGGCCGCGCCCUCUACCGCCAGCCGUGGACGCCUCGACUCUCCGUGCUUCACCCAACCGCCUCCUCAUCUCCCCUGCGCGCCGUCUUCCACACAACCUCCCCGCGACUGUACAGGCCUCAAACCACCAAUGCCGACACCCCCACACCCCCGACCAACUCGAAACCCGGGCGCCCUCCCCCCGUCGACCCUCUCGCGGCGGUAGACAAGACCGCGCAAGAGCAGCGCCGGGCCGAUUGGGCCAUCAUGAAGGAAAUGUCCCGAUACCUGUGGCCCAAGGACAGCUGGGGGGACAAGAUGCGGGUGGUAUUGGCAGUGGGCUUGCUGGUCGGCGCCAAGGUGCUCAACGUGCAGGUGCCCUUCUACUUCCGCGAGAUUGUCGACUCGCUCAACAUUGACUUUGCGGCCACAGGCGGCACCGUGGCGACCGUGGCAGGUGCCAUGAUCCUCGCAUACGGCGGCGCAAGGAUCGGCGCCGUGCUGUCCCAAGAGCUGCGCAACGCUGUUUUUUCGUCCGUUGCGCAAAAGGCGAUUCGGAGGGUUGCGAAGCAGACGUUUGGGCAUUUGUUGAAUUUGGAUUUGAGUUUUCAUCUGUCUAAGCAGACUGGUGGUUUGACGAGAGCGAUUGAUCGCGGGACUAAGGGGAUUAGCUUUCUGCUGACGAGCAUGGUGUUUCACAUUGUCCCGACGGCGUUGGAGAUUACCAUGGUGUGCGGUAUUUUGACGUACAACUUUGGCUGGGAGUUUGCCGCCAUCACCGCCCUCACCAUGACCGCCUACACGGCGUUUACCAUCUGGACGACGGCGUGGCGGACCAAAUUCCGGCGGCAGGCGAACGCGGCCGACAACAAGGCCUCAACGGUCGCCGUGGAUUCGCUGAUCAACUACGAGGCGGUCAAGUACUUCAACAACGAAAUGUACGAAAUCGGCCGCUACGACAAGGCGCUGCAGCAGUACGAAAAGAGUUCCAUCAAGGUCGCCACAUCCCUCGCCUUCCUCAACAGCGGGCAAAACAUCAUCUUCUCCUCCGCGCUGACCAUCAUGAUGUGGCUCGGCGCCAAGGGCAUCGUGACCGGCACCCUGUCGGUCGGCGACCUGGUGCUGAUCAACCAGCUCGUCUUCCAACUCUCCGUGCCCCUCAACUUCCUCGGCUCCGUCUACCGCGAGCUGCGGCAAUCCCUCCUCGACAUGGAGACCCUCUUCAACCUGCAGAAAGUCAACGUCACAAUCAAGGACAAGCCCGACGCGAAACCCCUGACCCUUCCAAAGGGCGGUGAAAUCCGUUUCGAGAACGUCACCUUCGGCUACUACCCUGACCGGCCCAUCCUGCGCAACCUGACUCUCACCAUCCCCGCCGGCAAAAAAGUCGCCGUGGUCGGUCCAUCGGGGUGCGGCAAAUCCACGCUGCUCCGCCUCCUCUUCCGCUUCUACGAGCCACAAUCCGGCCGGAUCUUCAUCGACGACACCGACAUCCGCGACGUGCGUCUUGACUCUCUCCGACGUGCCAUCGGCGUCGUGCCGCAGGACACACCCUUAUUCAACGAAUCCGUCGAGCUCAACAUCCGCUACGGCAACCUCGACGCACCCCUGGAACAAGUCCAUGCCGCCGCCCGCCGCGCGCACAUCCAUGAUAAGAUCGAGUCCUGGCCGCACGGGUACCAGACCAUGGUCGGCGAGCGCGGGCUGAUGAUUUCAGGCGGGGAAAAGCAGCGGCUGGCGGUGUCGAGGUUGAUUUUGAAGGACCCUCCGCUGUUAUUUUUUGACGAGGCGACUAGUGCAUUGGACACGCAUACCGAGCAGGCGCUGAUGGCGAAUAUCAAUGAGAUUUUGAGGGAGAAGGCUAGGACGAGUGUCUUUGUGGCGCAUAGGUUGAGGACGAUUUAUGAUGCGGAUUUGAUUAUCGUGCUCAAGGAGGGGAGUGUGGUCGAGAUGGGCAGUCAUAGGACGCUGAUGGAGGGGAAUGGGCUGUAUGCGGAGCUCUGGGCAGCGCAGGAGAUGGGGAUGGUGGAUGCUAAGGAGGGGGAGGGGGGAAAGGAGGAGGAGAAGACCGAGCAGACUCGGUAAGUAAUAUUUGGGAAACCACCAGACGCCGGCCAGAUGGAACACCAUAGACCCUGGUCAUCGGACGAAGGCACAGAGAGGGGGGGAAAGGGACGAUAUGGGCUCUUGAGGGUUUGUUGCUUGCUGGAGGCAAUGUUUGUAUAGAUGGCCGAGAUUAGGACCUCCUGAAUAUGUAUCGAGUGAGGGGCUCAGCUUCCCUACGCUCUGGUAUAGCACUUGAAA
Molecule: messenger RNA, 2740 nt
Organism: Canariomyces notabilis
Lineage: Eukaryota; Fungi; Ascomycota; Sordariomycetes; Sordariales; Chaetomiaceae
Product: P-loop containing nucleoside triphosphate hydrolase protein
Exons: 1
Coding region: 389-2521 (710 amino acids)
Biological process (GO): intracellular iron ion homeostasis; transmembrane transport
Cellular component (GO): mitochondrial inner membrane
Molecular function (GO): ATP binding; ATP hydrolysis activity; ABC-type transporter activity
Source: RefSeq, a predicted model, not a curated record